GUUUUAUUUUUAUCGCUAUCAAGACUUCUGCAAUUCUUGAAUUCGUGCUUUUUUGACACUCAGAUGUUUUCAGUUGAACUUGGGAAUGUAAAAUAGUGCACCUUCAAUAAAGAGUAAGAUGGGACUUUCAAGCGAGGAAACCCUCAAGCGCUAUCUCUACACCAGCAGCUACCAUGGGGCUUUUUUAGCGGGGAACCCCGACAAACAUUUCAGCCGUUUUACGGGCCACCUCCUUUUCCCUUGGGCCAAGACAGCCCCCGAAGACUUCGUCAAGACUAUCACAACCGUCAGUGAAGAUGCCUUAUUAGUGAGACGCUCGAAUUUUUUCUAUUUUUUGGCUGAAGCUUUACUUGAUAAAAACAUACCAACUGAAUUAAAAACCGAAAUCAAGAAACUCAUUUUUAAGUUAAUUAAAACCGACCAAGAUUUCUUCGAUUUUCUUAAAUUUUACACGACCCAGCGGAGCGAAAAAAAGAAAAUAUCCACGACUUUGCGAAAAAUGAUCAUCAAGUUCUACCAAAACAAGGAACCAAAAGAGUUUGCCGAAACUGUGGCAAAGCAAGAGAGUUAUCACGGCUGGACGCAUAAGGAUCUCAUCAAAUUGAGCCAUUUUAAAUGCAAUAAUGUGGCGUGUGAACCGAUCCUGAAGUACGUCCUUUUUGGUAUAAAACAACUCCCGGAAGCUUCUGAUGACGCCUCUAAGCCCAUAAUCGAAUAUUUGAAAAAAUCAUACGAAUUACGAACAACCGACGAUGUGGCUAGAGCUACGACUUUGAUGACAGAACUUCACGUCACUGUUGACCGCGUCAAUUCGAAAUUCAACAAAAACGAAGAAGUUUGGUUGGCAGCAAUUCCCGAAAUGACCACCCGCGAAAUCCUACAGUGCCUCUACCGAUUUUACAAAUUUGGUUUUUUCAAAGCCGGAAGUCAGUUUCAAUCGAAAAUUUGUGAAGCUUUGUCUGACGCAGAAAAAAUCAAAAAAUGCAAUUUGCAUCCUAUUGAAGUGUUCAUUUAUUUGAAGUUUUUCGAAAAAGGGGGAAAGCCGAUGGACUCCAAACUUCUCGAAUAUUUACAAAAGAAGGAAAUCCGUGAGGAGACUUUGAAAAGAUUGACAACACCGUCAGAACCGAAAUGCAAACCUGUCCUUCAGAGUAUUAAUAAAUGUCUUAAACUGUCAUACAACAACGUGCAACCAACUGGGAAAAAAUUCAUGGUGACAAUUGACGUGACCGAAAAAGCUCAAGAGGCGUGCUUCCAUAACAAAAGAAUAACGUGUCUGGAAGCAGCCGUUGCGAUUAUCCGAUUUUUGUCAAAAAUUGAGCGAAACGUCACCGUUGCUGUCUUUAAAGACAGUCAAAUUAAUUUCGUCGACAUCAGCAAAUCUCAUUCUGCAGUUGAUAAGUUGCUCGAACACAAAUCGGCCUACAUUUCACCCAACGCCCCCCUCGAUUGGGCGCGCAAUAAAAAGAAACAAAUCGACAUUUUCAUCAAUUUCAUGAGCUCCAGUUGGCAGGAAAAUGUCCCACAGGAAGUUAAGGACAAAAUGGAAAAAGUAACCGAAGCUUUGAAUAAAUAUUCGAAAAAAAUGCAAUCGCCAGAAACUCGUUUGGUGAAAAUCUACCUAGAUGGUUCUAGCGGAGUUUUUUCGGAAAAUAGCAAAAAUAUUCUGUCCAUAUCGGGUUUCAGCGUUGAUGUUCCUAAAGUUUUGGAGGCGUUCUGUAGAGGGCGCUUCUGUUAAAAUUCUCGACUGUUUUCCCUCCUAUAAAAGUGUUCAAUCAGAUAUUUUUUUACAAUUGAUUUUUCUCGAAACGAACGAAAUAUCGAAGUUUUUAGUUGUAAUUUUAGGUUUUAGUUGUAUCUAACAAAAUAACUUUUUGUAGCGAUUAUUUAUGAACUGAUUUGGAUCGUUUUAUGUGUGUAGGAUAGGUUUUUAUACAUUUUUUCUUUUGAAAUUAAGUUACCAAAAAUCUCGCUUUUCGUUAAGUGUAACAGGAAUUCCAUGACUCUUUCAAUAAUAAAUCUGGGUGCCUUUGAGAGUUUGGAAGUCUGUUUGUAUUACAUAAUAAUGGUUAAGUUUAACGCAUAACUACUGAACCCGGUUUUGUUAGGUUAGUUUUUCUAAAUAAAAUCUCGUGGUUAACACUUAUUGAUAAAUUGUCUGUGAAUGCAUUUUUAAAAUAUCGUUAAAUUUUGCUGUUUAUUACGAUUAUUGGUUUUUAUUUAUUUUUGAUAAACAAUAUGACUAGAUUAAUUUAUACUUCCUUACAUUUUGGAGAAAUAAACAUUUGCAAGGA
Molecule: messenger RNA, 2294 nt
Organism: Tribolium madens (black flour beetle)
Lineage: Eukaryota; Metazoa; Arthropoda; Insecta; Coleoptera; Tenebrionidae
Product: 60 kDa SS-A/Ro ribonucleoprotein-like
Exons: 7
Coding region: 119-1738 (539 amino acids)
Cellular component (GO): ribonucleoprotein complex
Molecular function (GO): RNA binding
Source: RefSeq, a predicted model, not a curated record